This is a messenger RNA of Vicia villosa (hairy vetch), 1116 nucleotides long. RefSeq lists its product as uncharacterized. Gene Ontology annotation, molecular function: single-stranded RNA binding; translation regulator activity; zinc ion binding. The coding region runs from base 1 to 1116 and encodes 371 amino acids. The transcript has 4 exons. The record is from RefSeq and is a predicted model, not a curated record. Gene Ontology annotation, biological process: positive regulation of cytoplasmic translation. Gene Ontology annotation, cellular component: cytoplasm. NCBI's taxonomy places the organism in Eukaryota, Viridiplantae, Streptophyta, Magnoliopsida, Fabales, Fabaceae.
AUGGCUGGAAGGAAUGAUGCUGCGAUUGCUGCUGCUUUGGAAGCAAUGGCUCAAGCUUUGGAACAUCAGCCGAAUGUUGGUGAGAAUUCCGCUUCUCGCAAUUUGGCUACUUUCCAAAGGGAGAAUCCACCUGUUUUCAAGGGAACUCAUGAUUUUGAUGGCGCAUUGACAUGGCUAAAGGAGAUUGAGAGAAUCUUCCGUGUGAUAGAUUGUACUCUAGAUCAGAAGGUUUGGGAGUUCUUGAGGAAGUACUUUCGUGAGGACGUCCGUGGCAAGAAGGAAAUCGAAUUCCUUGAGUUGAGACAAGGGAAUAAGUCGGUUGUUGAGUAUGCUGCUAAGUUUGGAGAGUUGGCUAAGUUUUACCAACAUUAUGAUGGACCAGAUGGUGAAUUUUCUAAGUGUAUCAAGUUUAAGAAUGGAUUGCGCCCAGAAAUCAAGAAGGCGAUUAGCUACCAGAAGAUUCGUGUCUUUGCUGAUUUAGUUGAUAGUUGCUGGAUUUAUAAGGAAGACAACAAUGUUGAUUAUCGAGUUAUUAGUGAGAAGAGGGGAAAGAGUCAACAAGGUCGUGGCAAGCCUUAUGAUGCUCCAUUUGGCAAGGGGAAGCAGAAAGCUUAUGAGGGGAAGAAGACUAGUAGGGGAGAUGCUCCUGCUGGUAAUGUAUGCUUCAAGUGUGGCAAAGUUGGUCACAAGAGCACUGUGUGUACUGUUGGUACUAAGAGGUGUUUCCGUUGUGGUAAGAUUGGACAUGAAGUGCCUAAAUGCAAGCAUAAGGAUAUGGUUUGCUUCAACUGUGGUGAAGAGGGACAUAUUGGAAGCAAGUUUCAGAAACCCAAAAAGGAGCAAGCUAGUGGGAAGGUGUUUGUCUUGUCGGGAACUCAGACCACUAGAAAAGCUAAUGUUGUCGUCGAUGCCUUAAGCCGAAAGACUUUGCAUAUGUCGGCGAUGAUGGUUAAGGAAUUGGAACUGAUUGAGCAAUUCAGAGAUAUGAGUUUGAAGCUUUAUGUGAUUAUGGAUCAUAGUUUAAUGAAAGUCAAUAGAUUAAGUAAAGAGUAUAAGAAUGGAUUGAUCCAAUUUCUUGAUUUCGCUGAAAAAUACCUUCCUAAAGGAGUAUUUUAG